CUUGGCUGCAGAGGUGGGACUCUGGGUAAUUUUACGUCCAGGACCGUACAUAGGCUCUGACCUUGACCUUGGAGGACUGCCCAGCUGGCUUUUGCGUGAUAGAGAGAUGAUGCUGCGAACCACUUACCCAGGAUUCAUAGCGGCUGUAAACGUGUACUUCGAUAAGCUCAUUCCCAAAGUGGUGUCUUUCCAGUUUAAGAAAGGUGGGCCUAUCAUUGCCGUUCAAGUGGAGAACAAAUAUGGAUCACAUGCAAGAGAUGGAAACUACAUGUCAUUUGUCAAAGAGGCUCUCCAAGAAAGAGGCAUCAGUGAAGUUCUCCUAACAUCAGACGACCAUGAGGGUCUAAAAUAUGGUGGAGUCCAAGGAGCAUCGUAA
Messenger RNA from Sinocyclocheilus rhinocerous, 376 nucleotides. RefSeq names its product beta-galactosidase-1-like protein 2. The record is from RefSeq and is a predicted model, not a curated record. The coding region runs from base 107 to 376 and encodes 89 amino acids. Lineage: Eukaryota; Metazoa; Chordata; Actinopteri; Cypriniformes; Cyprinidae. The transcript is spliced from 5 exons. Gene Ontology annotation, biological process: carbohydrate metabolic process. Gene Ontology annotation, molecular function: hydrolase activity, hydrolyzing O-glycosyl compounds.